AUGAAAUUAUUAUCUAAAAUAUUCCAACCUGUGAUCACAAUACCAAAGGGCGCGAAGAUUAAGAACACGGAAAUAACAUGUAAGAGUCAGAAACUCUUAUUAGAAUGCGGUCUGGUUCGUCCAACGAGCGCCGGUUUCUUCACAUUAUUACCGUUGGCAAGACGAGCUCUGAACAAGUUAGAAAACAUCGUACACCAUUGUCUAGAAGAUGUAGGAGCUCAACAGAUAUCACUUCCCUGUCUAACUUCAAGUAGACUGUGGGAAGCGAGCGGUCGUUUGGAGAAAGUUGGCUCCGAGUUAUUAAAAGUAGAAGACAGACAUAACAAGAAGUAUAUAUUGGGUCCGACUCACGAGGAAGCCAUCGCUGACCUGUUGUCCGAUGUAGCUCCGUUGUCACACAAACAGCUACCAUUCAUACUGUACCAGAUAGGUAACAAGUAUCGUGAUGAGCUCCGUCCCAAGCACGGCCUGCUGAGAGCGAGGGAGUUCCUCAUGAUGGAUGCUUACAGUGUGCACACGGACACAGACAGCGCUCUAUACACGUACGACACACUCACACACGCGUACAGGGACGUGUUCCGACUACUGGAGCUGCCGGUGAGGAGAGUGGAGGCUCCGUCCGGUGACAUGGGAGGCAGCCUCUCCCACGAGUGGCAGCUGCCAGCUCCCUCUGGUGAGGACAGGCUGAGUGUGUGUCCGUCCUGCUCGCACACCACCUUACUGGAGGAGGGGAGGGGGGGCGGGGCCUGUGGACAGUGUGCGAGGGAGACGGAGAUAUGGAGCAGUAUUGAGGUCGGUCACACAUUCGUGCUGGGUGACAGGUACAGCGCUCCACUCGUGAUGGCCUGCUACGGGAUAGGACUCACGAGACUCCUCGCCGCUAGUGUGGAGCUCCUAUCUUCCGAUCGUUCCCUGCGGUGGCCGCACGCUCUGGCGCCCUACAAGGCCAUCAUUAUAGGACCCAAGGAAGGCUCCAAGGAGUGGGUUCAUCAUGAUCAGACUCAGUUGGAGCAGCUCGGGGCUCAAGUAGAGAAGGUGGCUGGAGACGUGGUGUUGGAUGAUAGACAUCACCUCACUAUAGGGAAGAGGUUACUACAGGCGGACAAAACCGGCUACCCAUACAUCAUAGUGUGCGGGCGCUCCGCCCUGGAGUCUCCGCCGCGGUACGAGCUGCAUCGAGACCGGAGCGAAGCCCUAACACUGCCGCUUAACGAACUAUUAGCAUUCAUUAAAGAUUAUAACAAUGAACUAGACUUGAAGAUCAAAAAAGAAAUGUAA
Molecule: messenger RNA, 1278 nt
Organism: Danaus chrysippus (African queen)
Lineage: Eukaryota; Metazoa; Arthropoda; Insecta; Lepidoptera; Nymphalidae
Source: the annotation of a GenBank genome assembly